This is a messenger RNA of Rhopalosiphum maidis (corn leaf aphid), 3609 nucleotides long. RefSeq names its product G protein-coupled receptor kinase 1 (gene Gprk1). The record is from RefSeq and is a predicted model, not a curated record. Gene Ontology annotation, molecular function: G protein-coupled receptor binding; G protein-coupled receptor kinase activity; ATP binding. The coding region runs from base 1513 to 3597 and encodes 694 amino acids. The transcript is spliced from 16 exons. NCBI's taxonomy places the organism in Eukaryota, Metazoa, Arthropoda, Insecta, Hemiptera, Aphididae. Gene Ontology annotation, biological process: G protein-coupled receptor signaling pathway; regulation of signal transduction; protein phosphorylation.
ACGUCGUGGUUCAAGAUCUAGUCUCUUUAUAGAUCUUGGUCGCGGUUCUCGCCCCACGUUAUCAGUCAGUGUCCGUACCGUUCUAAUUGAAACAAAUCAUCUGUCAAUCCUUCCCGUCCGCAGUUUUUACAACUCGCAGUAUUGCCAGCACAACAACAAUAACAACAACAACAACAACAACGACGACGACGACGACGACUACUACUACUACUACUGGCGACACCUUGCGAUCGAAAACUGCGAACAACGACAGAUGCGACCUGACUGUGGUCGCACGCACUCGCCAACACGCGACAUCCACGAGCACGCACGCAUUGGUUACGUCGGUCGUCGAGCGGCGGACGACGUGAUAUCGCCAAGUGUUAUGGUUGGGGGAGAGGGAGAGAGGCGGCCACAGUGACUGCAGCGAGACGUGAGUGAUACUCGCGAGUCGCGAGUCGCGGGCAUCGGCUGGAGCGCACCACCGGAGCUCUCGAUCGGUGGCGGUGCAAGUGUGCAACGGCCCGACGGAGAUUUUUGUCGUUCCGCAUUCGCAUACGACUACGAACGGCUGUCCACCCCUCUCCACUACCCGACCACCGACAUUACGACGUUUUGCGGGCGCGCGCGCGCGCGUUGGUGUGAAUAGCUGUGUGUGUCGGUGUGUGAGUAGUCUUGCGUGUGUGUGUGUUGGUGCGCUUUUGUGUGGUCGGCCUGUCGUACGACAAUAAUUAUAUCGCGACGAUAAUAAUAAUGUGAUGUUCGCGCGGGCGACCUAGUUUCGCGUUACGUACACUUACGUGCCGCCGUCGGUUAAACGACCGUUGUCGUCGCCCAGGUGACUGAUACCCGUCCGACACCAUAACAUAAAAUAAAACGAUAAUGAUAAAUAAUUAUUGAAAUAAUAUACAAAUAAUAUUUUUCACGGACCGCGACCACUGGCCGGUUAGUAGGUAGGUAGUUAUAAACUACCACCACACACACACACACAUACACUCGCCCGCAUUCGUCGGUGGGUGUUUUUUUUUUUUUAUUUAUUUAUUUUAUUUUUUGAUCUGACGGAAACCCAAACGGGGUGACACUACAUCACGACGUCGCCGGAUCGUCGUUGUCCAAUUCACAGUGGUCGUGAUGUCCGACGAACGCCGCGGCCGCUGCCGUGGCUGCGAUGACGACGGCCACCACAGUGACCGCGGUCUUUCCGUGUCUUACGGGUUCGCGGCUGUCGCGAUUGCUGAAAACGCGACUGCCAUGAAAACUGUCAAGUGAUAAUGGUUUUCCACCGAGUCUAGGCUGCUGACCGUCGUGGCCUAGGUUGUUGGUGUGGUGUUGGUCGUUAAUUCAGUCGUAAUUGUUGUUGCUGCUGUCGUCGCUGCCACCGCUGGUCGUGGUGGUUGUCCGACACGUCGUUCGGUACUUACCACGAUAUCGAAUUAUUGCGAUUUUUUUCCAUCAAAUCCCAAGUCAAGUCCGUUCGCCCGAACGCUAGUUUUGUUAGUGUCCGAAUCGCGUGUUAACUACCCGCCGCGCACUAUGGCCGACUUGGAAGCCGUGCUGGCCGACGUCAGCUAUCUGAUGGCCAUGGAGAAGAGCAAGUGCACGCCGGCAGCAAGAGCCAGCAAGAAAAUCGUCUUGCCGGAUCCUAGUGUUCGAAGUGUAAUGCAUAAGUAUCUUGAAAAAAAAGAAGAAGUUAAUUUUGAUAAAAUCUUCAAUCAAGUUUUAGGUUACUUGUUAUUCAAAGAUUUCUGUGAACAUCUUCCUGAAGAUGAGCAAAUACCUGAAAUUAACUUUUAUGAUGAGAUCAAAAGGUAUGAAAAAUUAGAAUCAGUCGACGAGAGAAGAAAAUUAGCUAGAGACAUUUAUGAUAAUUAUAUUAUGAAAGAACUUUUGUCACAUACUCAUAAUUACCCCAAAGAUGCAGUCGCUCAUGUUCAAAAAUAUUUGAUGAAAAAUGAAGUGCCUGUUAACUUAUUUGAACCUUAUAUUAAAGUUAUAUUCAAUCAUCUUCGGGAAGAACCUUUUAAAAAAUUUUUAGAAAGUGAUAAAUAUACUAGAUUUUGUCAAUGGAAAAAUUUAGAACUUAAUAUUUCGUUGACCAUGAACGAUUUUAGUGUUCACCGUAUAAUUGGUAGAGGUGGUUUUGGUGAAGUUUAUGGUUGUCGAAAAGCUGAUACUGGAAAGAUGUAUGCAAUGAAAUGUCUUGAUAAGAAACGAAUAAAAAUGAAACAAGGGGAAACACUUGCUUUAAACGAGCGUAUUAUGUUGUCUUUAGUCAGUACAGGGGUGGACUGUCCUUUUAUUGUUUGUAUGACAUAUGCAUUUCAUACACCCGAUAAACUUUGUUUCAUAUUAGACCUAAUGCAUGGUGGUGAUUUACAUUAUCAUUUAGCACAGCAUGGUGUAUUUAAUGAACUUGAUAUGAAGUUCUAUGCUGCUGAAGUAAUUUUAGGCUUGGAGCAUAUGCACCGAAGAUUUAUUGUCUACAGGGACUUAAAACCAGCCAACAUUCUUUUAGAUGAGUAUGGACAUGUACGAAUAUCAGAUUUAGGUUUAGCUUGUGAUUUUUCUAAAAAGAAGCCACAUGCUAGCGUGGGAACACAUGGUUACAUGGCACCAGAAGUGUUAUCAAAGGGAACAGCUUAUGAUUCAAGUGCAGAUUGGUUUUCUUUUGGUUGUAUGUUAUACAAACUACUUAAAGGUCACAGUCCAUUCAGACAACAUAAAACCAAGGACAAACACGAGAUUGAUCGAAUGACCCUAACAAUGUUUAUGUUGCAGAAUGUAGAACUUCCAGAUUCUUUUUCAAAAAGUUUAAAAGAUCUUUUAGAAGGACUUUUACAACGUGAUAUAAAUGAAAGAAUUGGGUGUCGAGGAAGGGGAUCUGAUGAAUUGAAAGAACAUCCAUUUUUUGCCGGACUUGAUUGGCAACAAGUAUACAUGCAAAAAUAUACACCACCUCUUAUACCCCCGAGAGGAGAAGUUAAUGCUGCCGAUGCAUUUGAUAUUGGUUCGUUUGAUGAAGAAGACACUAAAGGCAUCAAAUUAACUGAUGCUGAUCAAGAACUAUAUAAGAACUUUUCUAUAACUAUAUCUGAAAGAUGGCAAAAUGAAGUUGCUGAAACAGUAUUUGAAACAGUAAACUCUGAAGCCGAUAAAGCUGAUCAAAAAAGAAAGUCUAGGCAAAAAAAAUUCAAUGAACACAAUGAAGAAGAAUCCGAUUGUAUUCUUCAUGGAUAUAUUAAAAAAUUAGGAGGACCAUUUGCGUCUGCAUGGCAAACAAGGUAUGCUAAACUAUACCCUAACCGGUUGGAGUUACAUUCAGAUUCAGGUUCAGUAAAAACUGAAGUUAUUACAUUAGACCAAGUAUUAGAAGUCAGUCCUGAGUUAGUAAUUGUUAAAAAUGAGCAAUGUAUUGUAUUACGUAUGAAAGAUGGCAAAGAUGGCAAACUAGUUCUCACCAAUAGCGAUGAAAUUGGUUUAAAAGAAUGGGCAUUGUCAUUACGAUCUACACAUAAAUCUACACAUGAUCUGUUAAAAAAAUUGAAGAAACCAGGGAAAAUGUUCAUACAAGAAGAAGCUGAUCCACUAACGUCUACUACAAACACCAACGGAAAUUAGUAACAUAAUAAG